Molecule: messenger RNA, 2152 nt
Organism: Notolabrus celidotus (New Zealand spotty)
Lineage: Eukaryota; Metazoa; Chordata; Actinopteri; Labriformes; Labridae
Gene: mars2
Product: methionyl-tRNA synthetase 2, mitochondrial
Exons: 3
Coding region: 284-2083 (599 amino acids)
Biological process (GO): methionyl-tRNA aminoacylation
Molecular function (GO): methionine-tRNA ligase activity; ATP binding
Source: RefSeq, a predicted model, not a curated record
GAUUGGUUUGCUGAAUCCGGAAGUAGAGCUAACCUUGACAAGUGAGCAUAACACAUGGGAGCUUCAGGUAAAAAUGUAUACAAAUGGACGGUUCUGAUCUGUUAAAUUGGAGUAAUUCACCAGGAUUGUUUUACGUUUUUUAAUGUAUUCUGGGAUGGUUGCUUCGUUCCUCCUAUCCGUUUAUUUUUUCUAAAACUGGCCAAAUGAAUGGCUUGCACUUUACACAUUUCUGCAGCAUAAACUAACGCUUGGAAUACAUGUUGCCAUCGACUGCUCUCUAAAGAUGAGGAACCCUUUUCUGUCCGUCGCCAGAAGCUAUAAAGCUGUGCAAAGACUUCAACAGAGCCCAAUCUUCUCUGUAGUUUCAGCACAGUUUACAAAAAGAAAUAUCGCCGUGAUAAGAUGUAUGAGCUCAUAUGCCUGCAAAGACGACAGAAAUUACUACAUAACAACUCCUAUCUUCUAUGUCAAUGCCUCUCCUCACCUGGGACACCUGUAUUCAGCUGUGAUGGCUGACUGCUUACACAGAUAUAAACUACUGAAGGGCUUCAACUCAAAGUUUGCAACCGGUACAGAUGAACAUGGCUUGAAAAUCCAACAAGCUGCAGAGGCGGCAGGAAAAGAUCCCCUGACGUUCUGCACUGAUGUCUCCCAGAGAUUCCAACACCUCUUCAGCACCUGCAACAUAUCGUAUACAGACUACAUAAGAACCACAGAGCAGAGACACCGAGAGGCAGUGGAGCAUUUCUGGUCAGUGCUCUGGAACAAAGGGCUCAUCUACAAGGGGAGCUAUGAAGGCUGGUACUCCACCCAAGAUGAAAGUUUCCUCACACCAUCACAGGUGGUUGAUGCUUUGGACUCAUCGGGCGAGGAGAUCAAGGUGUCAUUGGAGAGUGGACACAAGGUGGAGUGGAUGAAAGAAGAGAACUACAUGUUCCGUCUGUCUGCAUUUCGGUCUCAGCUCCUCAACUGGCUCAGAGGAAAUCCUGGUGCUGUCCAGCCUGAGCGUUUCUACCAUGCUGUCCUCCAGUGGCUGCAGGAGGACCUUCCUGACCUAUCCGUGUCCCGUCAGAGAAGCCGCCUCCAAUGGGGCAUCCCAGUCCCAGGUGACCCAGGACAAACCAUCUACGUGUGGCUGGACGCCCUGGUAAACUACCUCACUGUAGCUGGCUAUCCAGAACAACACAACAGAUGGUGGAACGUGGCCCACCACGUUGUCGGCAAAGACAUUUUAAAGUUUCAUGCCAUCUACUGGCCGUCUUUUCUUCUUGGGGCUGGGCUGCCGCUGCCUCAGACGAUAUAUGUGCACUCUCACUGGACAGUCGGAGGAAAGAAAAUGUCUAAAAGUCUGGGUAAUGUGGUGGAUCCUCUUGAACGCUCACAGAUGUUCACAACUGAUGGUAUGAGGUACUUUCUCCUGCGCCAGGGAGUCCCAGAUGCAGACUGUGAUUACACCGAUGAUAAAGUUCUUAAGCUUCUUAAUUCAGAGCUUGCUGACUCUCUUGGCGGUCUGCUUAACCGCUGCACAGCUCCGGCUCUUAACCCUGCUCAGGUCUACCCUUCUUUCUGCUCUCUGUCCCUCCCAUGUGAUGAGGGAGGGAGGGCUGUGGCUGAAGACUACUACAUGUUGGAUGCUGUGAAAAAUCUCCCAGCUGUGGUUGAGCAGCACUAUGAGAGCAUGCAUGUGUACAAAGCUCUGGAAGCCAUCAGUGCCUGUGUGAGGCAGACCAACGGAUUCGUUCAACGCCACAAACCCUGGAAGCUGGAUCGGAGAGACGGCAAAGACCAGCGCUGGCUGGACACUGUCAUCCAUGUCACAUUUGAAUGCCUGAGAAUGUAUGGCACGCUCCUCCAGCCAGUGGUGCCUGAGAUUUCUAACAAACUGCUGUCCAGACUCGGGAUGCAACCAGCAGAGAGGAGCUGGGCAAAUGUGAACUUCCUGCCAAGGUAUCAGGGAAAAGACUGUCCAUUUGAAGGAAGAAUGCUAGGACCUGACUCUGGAGUACUUUUUAGUCGCUUGGAAAGUCUGAAUGCAGAUAAACAAAAACCAAAGACAACAAAAAAAGCAACAAAAUCUAAAUAAGGAAUGUUUUCCAUUUCCUGUACACUAAUGCCGUUGAUAUAAAAUAAAAAUCCUGACCAUUUCUGUUGA